This is a messenger RNA of Plasmodium vinckei vinckei, 987 nucleotides long. Its product is annotated as meiotic recombination protein SPO11, putative. The record is from RefSeq and is a predicted model, not a curated record. The coding region runs from base 1 to 987 and encodes 328 amino acids. Gene Ontology annotation, biological process: reciprocal meiotic recombination; meiotic DNA double-strand break processing; meiotic DNA double-strand break formation. Gene Ontology annotation, molecular function: ATP binding; DNA topoisomerase type II (double strand cut, ATP-hydrolyzing) activity; DNA binding. Lineage: Eukaryota; Apicomplexa; Aconoidasida; Haemosporida; Plasmodiidae. The transcript has 8 exons. Gene Ontology annotation, cellular component: nuclear chromosome.
AUGGACGAUGAAACUGAUGUAAUAAGUGUGUUGGAAAAACUCGUAUUUAGUUUUAUUCUAAAAUUAUUAGAUAAAAAACAAAAAAAAGUUAUCUCAAAAAAUAAUAUAAUUGAAAUAACAAGAUUAUAUUACAUUAUUGAAAUAAUACUCAAAAACAUUAAUGGGAAUAUAUACACAACAUUGAGGCAAAUAUUUUAUACCAAUCCUCAAUUGUUUAUAUCACAAAAUAUUUCAAAUAGAACAAUAGGAAAAUUAACACAAAUUAUAAAAAAACCAAGGGAAAUAUUAAAUAUAUAUAAUUCUCCUAAGGGAAUAAUUAGGGGAAACCUAUUAUUAAAAGAAAGAAAUUUAAGCGAUUGGAUUGACUGCAUGAGUAUUUUUGAAACAAGAGGACAUUUAAUAUCCCCGUUCGGAAUAAUAGAUUUAAAAAUACCAACAACUGUGAAAUAUGUUUUAAUAAUUGAAAAAGAGACAGUAUUUUUUAAACUGCUUCAAUCAAAUUUCAUAUCUAAAUAUGGACCCCUAAUUUUAAUUACUGCUAAGGGAUUUCCAGAUAUAAAUACCAGACAACUCAUAUACGAAAUUCAGAAAAAAAAUAAAACUCUAAAGUUUUUUUGCUUAACUGAUUACGAUGCUUAUGGUUUGAAUGUUGCUUUCACUUAUUCCGCAAAAUUCGAGUCAAAAGUUUAUUAUAUGGACGAUAUAUCAAUUAAUAAUUUGCAAUGGAUAAGCAUAUUUACUCCCGACGAAGGAAUUCGAAAAAAAGCUUUGAAAGAAACGGAUUUUAGUAAAUUAUCCUUAAAAGAUAUUCGAAUUAUGGACAACAUUUGCAUAAAGUUAAAGAGCAACACCAAAUUUGGAGUUUCUGAAGCAAAUCGAUGGAUAGAACAAGUUAAUAAUAUGAAAAAAUCAGGAAUAAAAUACGAAAUUGAUGCAAUAGCAGAUAUGGAAAAACACUUAGAUACCAAAAUUAAAGAACUUCUUUAA